Molecule: messenger RNA, 1159 nt
Organism: Magnolia sinica
Lineage: Eukaryota; Viridiplantae; Streptophyta; Magnoliopsida; Magnoliales; Magnoliaceae
Product: guanine nucleotide-binding protein subunit gamma 4-like
Exons: 6
Coding region: 389-1138 (249 amino acids)
Source: RefSeq, a predicted model, not a curated record
GCGCGUCGAAUCGACUCUCUCUCUCCUCUUUUUAGCUCGAGAUACGUAGAAUGGGCUGCAGCAGCGACAGCAGCAGCCACAGCGGCGAACUCAUCAGUAGAGUCUCCACUCCAACAACCACAACAACAGCUACAACGUCCUGCCGCUGCUGUUGCCAGGAAUCUCACUUAAAUGAAGGCAUUCAUAUGCUGCCGCUCGCUGCUCUCUGCAGCGUCAUCUACAAUCACAGCAAUAGCUGCAGCAGUACUCAAACCUCUGUCACUCUCUCAAAUACCCUAACAACUCCUAUUCCUCUCUCUCUCUCUCGAAUCUUCUCCUUCUCGUUUCAUCUUCUCUCGAUCGUCUGAUCCCGACCGUCCGCUGACUCUUCUAGCGGCUGCUAAGGCCGAUGACGACAUUGCCGGCACCUACCCCCAGGUCGCCGCCGAGGUACCCGGAUCUGUACGGGAAGCACCGGAAGCAGGCGGAGCUGCAGGUGUUGAACCGCGAGAUCGGAUUCCUGGAGGAGGAGUUGCAAUCACUUGAAGGCCUUCAACCUGCUUCUAGAUGCUGUAAAGAGGUCGAUGAUUUCGUUGUAACAAACCCAGAUCCGUUGAUACCUCUAAAUCAGAAGUUCCACAGAUCGUUUCGUAUCUGCAAGUGGCUCCGUUGUGGACACUCAUCAAAUCCAGUCCUCACAUAUGUUGGGACCCUGGUUGCACAAAGUCAACAAAAUGAUCCAUCGUGUACAUGCUGGCCCACACUGAAGAGGAUGAAAUCAUGCUUCAACCUCUCAUGGCUAUGCUGCUUCAGUGGAUGCACUUUCCAUCUCAAAUGGCCAGCCUGCACGUGCGAUCCAGCAAGAUACUGCAAGUGCUGCUGCCGUCUUCCCGAUUGCCGCAGUCUUCCCCAUUGCUGCCGCUGCCGCUGCCGUUGCCGCUGCCACUGCCGCCCCUGCUGCUGCAGCUGCAGCUGCUUGGAGAAGUGUUGGACGUCAUGUUGCAUCCUUCCAAGGCUAUCUUGUCCUGACUGCUCUUGCAGCUGCGAAUGGUCUUGCCCGAAAUGUACGAAGGUAUGCUGUUGCCCAAAAUGUACAAAGGUAUGCUGUUGCCCAAAAUGUACUCGUAACUGCUGUAUCCCAUGUUGUCUAUGUUUCUAGAUAUGUGGUGAUGUUCCUCUA